Molecule: messenger RNA, 2041 nt
Organism: Drosophila sechellia
Lineage: Eukaryota; Metazoa; Arthropoda; Insecta; Diptera; Drosophilidae
Product: pyrimidine-specific ribonucleoside hydrolase RihA
Exons: 2
Coding region: 852-2015 (387 amino acids)
Molecular function (GO): hydrolase activity, hydrolyzing N-glycosyl compounds
Source: RefSeq, a predicted model, not a curated record
AGUUGGCAAAUAAAAACUGAAUCUAAAUUCGCUGAAAGAGUUACUAUUAUAAACGAAUUUAGGCAAUUUAAUCACAUUAAGAAGGUCAUAAAACUAAUAAUGCGCUAAUCCACCGAGCGGUUAAUAAUCAUAAACGUGCGAAAUAAGUCUCUUUUAUUCCUUAUCAGAAUGACCAGUAAAAUCUUGAAAAUAUAAAAGCCAAAAAAUUGUAAAAUUCUAUUUCAGAGAUAUCAUAUCGACGUUGAUACCGAGGGGACUAACUUAAGGUCAAACUAACAGACUAGUGUCUUAUGAUUGUGAAAAAUAUUAAAAUAUAUAUUUUUUAAUCCUAUACUUACUUAUGAAAUAUAAUUAUAUAAUAUAUAAUAUAUAUAGUAACAUAUCUACACCCACAACUUCCCAACCACAACCACACACACUAUUGUAAACAAUCACACACACAUUAAUGUCUAAGUAUGAAAUGUAACAUGUCACAUGUCACAAUCAUGUCAGGAUUCUCAAAUUACUCCUAUUUUUCGGGAGCUCCUCUCUUAACGGGUGAAUAGACACCUCUCUUUUCGGGAGAAUAAACUUCGCUCUUAAGCUAUCCCAAUCCGCCUAUAUAAACCCAAACAUGUCCCCAUACAUGAGUUCUGUUCUGAGUACGUUAUCAAUCGCGAUAACACUGCUAAGCCCAAUUCAACUUCGAAGUCCAUUAUCCAACCUAGGGAUAAUCCAAAGGCUCUAGUUCUUUCUUUAUUGGGAAUAAUAAAAACGUUUAAUAAUACAUAAAAAACGUAACUGUGUUCUUUUUUAUUAAACUCUCGGUCUGAAUUCCUAAAUAUAUAGUAUAUAAUUAGGUUACAUAUUCUAUGAUACCGAUUAAAGGGUUAUAUUUUAUAGUUUUUGUUAAAAGCAACCGCAAAACGUAUAUAAAGCGAGUGAAUAUGAGUUUGGUAUUCAUAGGCAUGGAGAACGAUACAAGAAGCUUGGAGCGCUUAGUGGUCUUCGACUGCGACAUUGGAACGGACGACGCCUGGGCCUUGGCUCUCCUACUGCGUGGAGAGCAAUUGUCCUUGCCGAGUGGGAGGCGGUACAAGCUGAUUGCGAUUACUUGUGUACAGGGCAAUACGGAUGUGGUGAAUGGAGCCCAGAACGCCCUAAGAAUACUGCGAUUACUGGAGAGGCGUGAUGUGCCAGUUUUCAGGGGCUGUGCCCAUCCCAUUGUCACUCGGACAUGGUUGGACAUUUCCCGCUUCCACGGCACUGACGGCCUUAAUGACGUUGGCGGCUAUCCAGAUGUGAGUGAUCUGCAGGAGCAACUGCAGCAGGAGCACGCCGUGAAUGCCAUGUAUCGGCUGGUGUGCCAAUAUCCAAAACAAAUUGACUUUCUGCUUUGCGGGCCACUAACUAACUUUGCCAACUGCAUUAAUCUAUAUGGCGAUGAUUUUUUGGACAAAAUUGGUGGAAUAUACAUAAUGGGGGGAAAUAUCUUUGGCCGUGGAAAUAUUAUGAAGUGUGCAGAGUUCAAUUUCGUGAUGGAUCCGGAGGCGGCGCAUACAACAUUGGAGCGUUUGAAGGUGCCAGCUGUUGUUCUACCCUGGGAACCCAGCAUUGAUGACGACUUCAAACUGUCACUCGACUGGCGGCUGGAUGUCUUGGGCUCUGUAGACCAUCCUUUUGUCAAGCUUUUGUCCAGGGUGGAGCGAUCCAUGCUAGUGCCACGUGGGAUAAAGCACUGGAUUAAUCCCGAUGCCGCUCUUGCAGCAGCCUAUAUCUUCCCAAAGGCGAUGAUUGCCGAGCAGUUGGAUUACCAUGCCACAGUGGAGUUGGCCGGAGUCCACACCCGUGGCCAGAUGGUCCUGGAUCAUCUGCGAGGUCGCCGUGUGGAUGCUAUCCAUGGGAAAAAGAGCAAUGUGCGGAUCAUAACACAUCUCAAUAGAGAACCAUUUCGCACUAUUAUGUCCUGGACGGGAUUCCUUCCGGGUGUAGAUAUCACAGAGCUCUGCGAGCAGGAACAUCCUAAUAAUCUUUAAGAUACAAUUAUUUGCUUUUUGAAUGA